GCUUCUCUCUUCAUCAAUAAUCUUUCUUUCUUUCCUCAUCAAAAAGAAACCAUGAACUGGACGAGAGGGCACACGUUAGGCCAUGGCUCAACUGCCACAGUGUCGGCAGCCACCUGCCGCCACACCGGCGAAACAUUUGCCGCGAAGUCCACUGAGCUAUCGAAGUCUGAAUUCCUGCAAAAUGAGCAGAAAAUUCUGUCUACUUUAGACAGUCCUUUCAUAGUUGGCUACAAGGGGUAUGAUAUAAGUAUGGAAAACAAUAAGCUUAUGUUCAAUCUCAUGUUGGAGUAUUUGCCUGAUGGAUCAAUAGCGGAUGCAAUUCACAAAAGAGGCGGUCGGCUCGAGGAAUCCAUGAUCAGCUGUUACACAAGGCAAAUCGUUGAAGGACUAGAAUAUUUGCAUUCAAGUGGCAUAGUGCAUUGUGACGUUAAGGGGAGGAACAUUUUGUUAGAUGAACAUGGUGCUAAAAUUGCUGAUUUUGGAUGUGCCAAGUGGGCUGCACCGGUGCCCAGAAUCACUAGCCGGGAAAUCAAGAAAGUGGCAGUGGGUGGCACUCCUCUGUUCAUGGCCCCCGAAGUUGCCAGAGGGGAAGAUCAAGGACUUCCAGCUGAUAUAUGGGCUUUGGGAUGCACAAUUAUUGAGAUGGCCACAGGUGGUUCGCCUUGGCCUAAUGCAACCAAUGCAGCAUCUCUGAUGUAUGAGAUUGGAUUUUCAGGGGAACUGCCUGAAGUUCCUGAUUUUCUAUCUGAACAAGCAACAGAUUUUCUGAGCAAGUGCUUGAGAAGAGAUCCGAAAGAGCGAUGGACCGCUAAACAGCUUCUGAAUCAUCAGUUUCUUGAGGGGGCUAAUACCAAUUCAAAGCAGAAUCAAGAACUGAUUACCAGUUCUCCAACAAGUAUUCUUGAUCAAGAUAUCUGGAAUUCAAUGGAGGAACCAGACAAUCUGAGCGAUGGUGAAAUUAAAGAAAGUUCAUUGAAUUCUACUCCAGCUCAAAGACUACAAUUCUUGGCUUCAAAUUCAGGGUAUCCAAGCUGGAAUUCUGGUGAAACUUGGAUCACAAUCAGAAGCAGUAAAGAUGUGAAAAGGGAAGAUGAGGCCAUGGAAAUUUGUGGGUCAUUGACAGAUGUUGAUUCCAAUGGAGUGAAGCUGGAAAGCAGAAAUUCCGGUGAUCAGAAUUCAAUGAAUUUCUUACACCAAAAUGUCUCUAGUAAAAGUUGCUGUGGUAAAAUGAUUCUCAACAGAUGUACAGAUGAUCAAACAGUUGUAAUUAGCAAUCUCAAUAUUGAGAGAGUGAAAAAGAGGCCAAAGCUUAAUCAAAUUGGUUUUUUAUGAUUCA
Coffea eugenioides is the source of this 1336-nucleotide messenger RNA. RefSeq names its product mitogen-activated protein kinase kinase kinase 18-like. Gene Ontology annotation, molecular function: protein kinase activity; ATP binding. Gene Ontology annotation, biological process: protein phosphorylation. NCBI's taxonomy places the organism in Eukaryota, Viridiplantae, Streptophyta, Magnoliopsida, Gentianales, Rubiaceae. The transcript has a single exon. The coding region runs from base 52 to 1332 and encodes 426 amino acids. The record is from RefSeq and is a predicted model, not a curated record.